CGGAGCGUCGUGAGGAGAGGACGUUCUUUAUUGCCGAAUAAGUGAUUACUUGAUUGAGUGACGCCAUUGUUAGACAACAGGAGGCAGAUUAUGAAGAAUAAUUGUGUAACUACCACCAAGCGAAAGAAAUAACACGCAUUACCUAUUUUAAAAAUAUACCAAAGAUCCUCAAAGAUGCGCUCAGUGUGUUACGUCGUGGUGCUGCUGGCGCUGUUGUCUUCGUCAGUAGCUGAGGAGGAGGAGUGGUCGUGGGGCACCAGCGGACCUCGAGGUGCCUCCACCAAACGAUCGGCGGCCGCCAAAAGCGCGGCCAAAACUUCUGGUGACCGCAGCGGGCGGUUCGUCUUCGAAGAAGAGGACGUCAAGGGCCGUAAAUCAAGAGUUGACCUUGGUGCUCCAAUUCAACCAACCCAUACUUUUACCGUAAGUCCCGGCAAGCGUCCCGAGCCCGUAAGGGUGAACCCAAUACCUUCCGUCCAGCCGGUCGACAACCCGCUCCCUAUCAUUGCCCCGCGCCCUCAUGUGGAGCUGGUGGAUCACCAGCCGCCGUUGCGGAUACUAAACAUAGACUCAGACAGCGAAGAGAACUUCCCUCCGGUCUUCACUCCAGUGCGCCAUCACGUCACGCUGCACAAGGUGGACCUUCCCGUGUCCACUACCAUAACAGAUCGGGGCGAUAGGAAAAUAGUUAUCGAACCCGCGGUUAAAGCUGAAGGAAGGUUCUUCAACAGCAUGGAGAAAAAACUCUGCGGCAUGGGAAUCGGUUUCAAUUGCAAGUCAGGUGGACCUCCAGUAAACUACGUCAACUUGGACCACCUCCCAGUCCUGCCUCAACCAGUCUAUCCUCCUCACCCUCCUCAAUACCCCUCUCACCCUCCUUCCCCUCUUCCAUAUGGCGGGGGUAUCGACCCUGCAAGUGUUCAUUACGUUCAGCCUGUAGCUCUGAAGCCAGUUGGGACUCCAAUCCAAGCCGUCCCCUUAGGACCGGCGGGCGGGGCAGUCCCGCAUGCAGGACCACAAAUAACCACAUAUGGAGCCGGCCAUCUUGGACUCCAAGGACCAGUACCACACGGUGCACUGCCCCAUGGAGUUCAUCAGACAGGUUUCAGUCACCAUGGUUCUUUUCAGCCAGAUUUAGGUCACCAAGCAGUUCUCCAUCAAGGAACCGUGGUUCAACACGGCACAGUUCACCAAAGUUCCUACGGACCACAAGUCCACGAAGUGAGUCAAGCAUACUCACCUCCACAGCUCCAGCCCAGCUAUAAUCCUCCCACGGAAACGUUCAAAGUAGUUCACCAAGGACCUGUUGAAUAUAAAGGUGAAGAUGACGGGAAAAUAGUGCAGCACAUCCACCAACACACACAUAUUUACGAAGGAGGAAGUCCAGUCUCUUAUCAAAGCGAUUCUGCCCACGACAGCGGCGCUCAUUUAUAUUCUCGACCAUCGCGACCAUCGCGACCGUCACGACCUUCUCGACCUUCCCGCGACCAUCGUCCUCUCCCAGUCGUGCCUCCUCAUCCGAAUUCUCUUCAAUAUUCUGCAGGUUACCGGGAGUCGUGUGAAUGCGUCCCAGCACAUCGCUGCUCAUCUUUCGACAGAGUUGCUCGCUCAGAAGACUUCAGUCCCCUCGAUGCUCGCAAUAAUAAUAAGGCAAAUAUAUUGUCCAAUUCCACUGACAGUUCGUCCAAUUCUACUGACACUUCUUCAGAAGAAUCGACACCGACUAGAAAACGACGAGACACUACCAAGUUCAAGCGACAAACUAACACCUUUUUGAAAGCUGAAGAGCGGCGGCUCAACAUCGGGUAUCUCCCCGGUCCCGGCGGCUGCAUCGGCAGCGACGUUUGCUGUCGCAGCGCCGCGCGCUCUGAUGACUUCGGAGCAAAAACUUUCCAGUGCGGCCAGCAGAACGGGGCUCUGGUGGUCGGGCGAGUCAAGACGCCUUAUUAUGAGCCCGGGGACACCGUGUUCGGAGAGUACCCGUGGCAAGGUGCUAUUCUGAAGCACGACGGCGGCGACAUGGUGUACGUGUGUGGCGCCGCCCUCGUGGACGACAGGAACCUGCUUACCGCCGCCCACUGCAUACACAAACUGAAGCCCCACGAUCUGAUUGUUCGUCUUGGUGAAUGGGACGUACAAAAAGAAGACGAGUUCUUCCCCAACGUCGACUACGACGUCGAAGACGUUAUAGUGCAUCCUGACUUCUACGCUGCGAUGCUGCACGCUGACAUCGCCAUCCUACGACUAUCGACCAGAGUUGACUUCAAAAGAUACCCUCACAUCUCGCCGGUUUGCCUCCCCGAGCCGCACUCCCACUUCGAUGGGGAGUUGUGUGACGUCACUGGUUGGGGAAAAGACGCCUUUGGGAAGACGGGGAGCUUCCAGAACGUGCUGAAGAAGGUGGAGGUGCCGAUGGUGCCGAAGAGCGCGUGCGAGGCGGCGCUGCGCAGGACGAGGCUCGGCCGUAGCUUCUCCCUGCACGAGAGCAUGAGCUGCGCCGGCGGCGAGGAGGACAAGGACGCCUGCAAGGGAGAUGGCGGUGGUCCCCUGGUGUGUCGGGGCAGAGGUGGGGCGAUGCAGCUGGCGGGGAUCGUGUCGUGGGGCAUCGGGUGUGGGGAGCGAGGCAUCCCCGGCGUGUACGUGGACGUGCCUCACUACGUGGACUGGAUCUACGACCACACUAGACUUUAGUUGAGCUCGUUUUUACAUUAUACUACGUGGACUGGAUCUACGACCACACUAGACUUUAGUUGAACUCGUUUUUUACAUUAUACUACGUGGACUGGAUCUACGACCACACUAGACUUUAGUUGAACUCGUUUUUUACAUUAUACCAUGUAUGGUAUGUAUGUACAUUUUCUGCCCAGCAGUUUCAGCUGGUAUGACAAGUCCGAUUUCGCGAUCCCUAAGCACUGUUGUGUUUUACGAACACUCCGAAGUUGAAUUAACAAUCUACUGUUGAAUAUUUGUACGCUUUUUUAAAAUGAACGCUGUCCGAUUGAUGACAUUCACCUACAAAUAAUGAUCUUCAUGCUCUCUAAAAUGCAUAGGGAAAAAUAUCAUGAAGAAUAAUCUUUAAGUAAUUGGAAAUACACGCGCAAUAUGUAGGGCACCGAGGCGCGUUAAUCCUGACACUAAAUGCUUAAAUUCGCAUUCAUUUUCACUCUGGAAAUUUUGUCGGUCAUUAUUUAGGAUCAUUAGAUAAGAAAAAUUAAAUGAAUUCCAAAAUCUAUCUUAAUUUGUAUAUUUUACGUAUUAUAAUAUAGUGAGGAAAAUUUUUCCAUUCAGUUAGUCUUCUAAACUCACGAUGAUUAGUGCAUCAGUGGAUAUCUCUGGGUCUACAAUCUAAAUCAAUGUUCCUGCUCGUAGCGGUUGUUGACGUGUAUAAAACUAUGUAGAAUUGAUUAAAAGAUCAUGAAAUGUAACCAAAUACGAACGAAACAGCAAAUAUACCAGUAGUUUUUUCACCAUUGACAUAAAUAUGAAGUUCAAAAUAGCUUGCAGAAGCGUUGUAAAAUCAGGAUUUGCGAUACCACUGUAAUAAAUCGUUGAGCUUGCAAUUGCUGUCAGCAUCGGAACUGAAUAUCAUCAUUAUUUAUUCGUAAAGAGUAAUAACGUAACAAUAUCCGCGACGAUAUUAUGGGCUUCUGUUGUUUGUAAAUAUACUCGCUGUUACCUUCAGAAUUAUUUUAAAAUUAUUUAAUAAGUACUAACCUCGAAUUAUAUAUAGUUACGCCUUUUCAUCAAGUUUUUAUGUUCUAUGUUUUUUAACGGUAAAGUUUAGGCAAGUAUAGGAAGCCAAUAUGGUUCGAAUGUUCUAUAUAAUGAAUAGCAGCUAUAAUAUGAGUAGCAGGAACCAAGAGACACUCAUGAAGAGGAUUUACUGUAUAAGUGUGAGACACCCUAGCGUACACCCUAGCGUACACCCUAGCGUACACCCUAGCGUACAGUGGCAUCACCAUUCAAUAAGUGUAAUUUCUCAGCCCAGGUUCAACAGGCCGAACUGACCUUCAUUUUAAUUAAGCUUGCUCCCGGGCUAAUAUUUCUGUGCCCUUCAUGUGCAUAUUUUCUUCGUUCGUUGAAACAUUUUUAGAUUUUUUGCAUCUGAUUUUUGUUAUAUUUUCUUUAUUAUGCUUCGGUGAAUAUGAAACUGUGAGGGAAUAUAUUAUUUACAAAAAACUUGGUGGAAAAUCUCGGCUACUAACUCGAUGUCGCUUACGCUAAGGUAAUGAAAAGAUGCAAAGAAAACGAACUUGUAAGCGAAUAUUUCGUAUUUUUGUGUUAGCCUAACUCUGUUCUUCUUUGAGAUCUUGCCAAAAAAGUUUACAUAUAUUCUG
Messenger RNA from Hyalella azteca, 4337 nucleotides. RefSeq lists its product as uncharacterized. NCBI's taxonomy places the organism in Eukaryota, Metazoa, Arthropoda, Malacostraca, Amphipoda, Hyalellidae. Gene Ontology annotation, molecular function: serine-type endopeptidase activity. The record is from RefSeq and is a predicted model, not a curated record. The coding region runs from base 175 to 2691 and encodes 838 amino acids. Gene Ontology annotation, biological process: proteolysis. The transcript has 11 exons.